Molecule: messenger RNA, 1878 nt
Organism: Vicia faba (fava bean)
Lineage: Eukaryota; Viridiplantae; Streptophyta; Magnoliopsida; Fabales; Fabaceae
Source: the annotation of a GenBank genome assembly
AUGGCACCAAAUUCAGUUACAAUUGCAACUGACAAAGCUAAUGAUUUCAGUUUGUUACAAGUCCAUGAUUUGGAUUCUCCAAUCUUUCAAGAAAAGCAAAAAAAAUCAGCAAGUACAAAACAGUUUACAUGGGUUAUUCUCCUUAAACUCCACAAACUUGUAACAUGUUUAACAUGGUUAACAAACGGUCUCAAAUCAAUGUUUUCUUUGGUGAAAAAGAGAGUUUCAUUGUCUGAUAUAGCUGAUGAGAAUCCAAAGAACACAACGAGGUUAUACAGAUUCAUCAAGUUUUUUCUAGCUCUUUCAAUCCUUGCUUUGGUUGUUGAAAUCAUUGCUCAUUUCAAUCAAUGGAAUUUGCUUGUGUUUCAACCGUGGGAGUCUUUAGAUCGACUUGUGCUUUGCGUUGGAUGCUUCUGGAUCAAGUAUAAGAAGUUGAAACCUACGUUUGAUGAUGAUGUUUAUGAUGUUGAGGAUCCUUUGAGCUUUCCUAUGGUUCUUGUUCAGAUUCCAAUGUGUAAUGAGAGAGAGGUUUAUUCGCAAUCCAUUGGCGCUGCUUGUGAACUUGAUUGGCCAAAAGACAGAAUACUAGUUCAAGUCUUGGAUGAUUCAGAUGAUCCUAAUUUACAGAUGCUUAUCAAAGACGAGGUUUCAUCUUGGAAAGAAAAAGGCGUCAACAUUGUUUAUCGACAUAGAUUGAUUAGAACUGGUUAUAAAGCUGGAAAUCUUAAGUCAGCUAUGUCAUGUGACUAUGUCAAAGAUUAUGAAUUCGUCGCAAUAUUUGAUGCAGAUUUUCAGCCAAAUCCUGAUUACCUCAAACUAACCAUUCCUCAUUUCAAGGGAAAACCUGAGUUGGGAUUAGUACAAGCAAGAUGGUCAUACGUGAACAAAGACGAGAAUCUUCUGACGAGGCUUCAAAACAUCAACUUGUGUUUUCACUUUGAAGUUGAACAACAAGUGAAUGGUCAUUUCUUGAAUUUCUUUGGAUUCAACGGAACGGCCGGUGUUUGGAGGAUUGAGGCUUUGGAAGAUUCAGGAGGGUGGUUGGAGAGGACAACAGUCGAGGACAUGGAUAUAGCAGUAAGGGCACAUUUGAAUGGAUGGAAAUUUAUAUAUCUUAAUGAUGUUAAAGUUCUUUGUGAAUUACCUGAAUCUUAUGAAGCUUAUAAGAAACAACAACAUCGGUGGCAUUCUGGUCCUAUGCAACUUUUUAGGCUUUGUCUUCCUGCUGUUAUAUCUUCAAAGAUAUCAAUUUGGAAGAAGGCAAAUCUAAUAUUCUUGUUCUUCUUAUUGAGGAAACUUAUACUUCCCUUCUACUCAUUCACCUUAUUCUGCAUUAUUCUACCCUUAACAAUGUUCAUACCUGAAGCAGAACUACCUCUCUGGGUAAUAUGUUACGUCCCUAUCGUCAUGUCAUUCAUAAACAUCCUUCCAUCACCAAAAUCCGUCCCUUUCCUCGUCCCAUAUCUUCUUUUCGAGAACACAAUGUCGGUUACAAAGUUCAACGCAAUGGUUUCCGGAUUAUUUCAACUCGGAAGUGCUUACGAAUGGGUUGUGACAAAGAAAACAGGUAGAUCAUCCGAGUCUGAUUUGUUUGCGUUAGCCGAAAGAGAAUCAAAGUCUUCGAAUGAAGACAAGCUUCAUAGAAGACAUUCGGAAUCUGGUUUGGAGUUAUUAGGAAAACUUCAGAAAUCAGAAGUGAUUGUAAAGAAGAAGAGAAACAAACUCUAUAGGAAAGAAUUAGCACUUGCUUUUCUUUUACUCACUGCUUCUGCUAGAAGUCUUUUAUCAGAACAUGGUGUUCAUUUUUACUUUUUGCUUUUUCAAGGUUUGUCAUUUCUUGUAAUGGGUUUGGACUUGAUUGGUGAACAAGUUAGCUAA